AUGAAAAAAUCAACAGUAAAAAAGAAAGAUCGACCGAAUCAAAGACAGAUAGCAUUUCGUCAAGAAGCCGUUAAUGCUUUAAUAGAACUUAAAGAUGAGGGACAGGUGACAUUUGAAAAAGCGAUUGAAGUCGCAAAAUUGGACUGUAGACAGUGCAAAUUGCAUGAUGUUCCGCAUAAUCCAAAGCAUCAGAAUUGUCGAGACAACCCAUUCUGUAUUCACAGAUUGGGAAUUGAAAAAUUUGAUAAGCUAUUAAGUAAGGAACUUGAGCGAAGAGAAGAAGUCAAAAAAGACCAAAAACGACGCGAUCUUAAUGACCAGCCGGCCGGAUUAAUCAAUACUGGCAACUUUUGCUACGUUAAUAGUUUCCUGCAGGUUUGGUUUAACGAGAUCAAAUUCCGCCAAAUUGUAUAUGAUUUUCGCCCAUCUACUCAUUACGUUGUACCGCCACUUCCUCGAAUGAAUGUGCAGGAAGUUAUGCUGGCGUUGCAGGACCUAUUUUAUACAUUGGAUACAACACCAUUCUUUGACACUAAUAAAAAUGAUCAAUUGAUUAAAGCAUUACGGUUAGGAUCAGAUCAGCAAGAUACGCAGGAAUUCACAUUGAUGCUUUUUGAUGCUCUUGAUCGAAACCUCGAACACCAUCCAAAUGGAAAGGAAAUACAAAAAAGAAUUCGCAAUCUUUAUACGGGUAUGACAACAUCACGAAUCGCUUGCCAAUGUGGGAUGGCGUCUGUACGCGAAGAACGAUCAACAUCGCUUCAAUUGAAUAUUGAUGGCUAUUCAACACUUCUUGAUGCUUUAAAUGCUUAUUAUAGAGUUGAAAAACUUGACGACUAUCGAUGUAGUGAAUGCAAUAGAACAGGGUGUGUGACGAAGGAAAUUGAUUAUACGUUAUUACCUCCUGUACUAAUAAUUCAACUGAAUCGAUAUAGAUAUACAGCGAAAGGUCGACAGAAGCUUAAAACAAGCUUGGCAUAUCCGCGAGAAAUCUGCUCGACGAUUUUCAAUCGGAAAAACAAUACAAAUCCAGAAAUGUACGAGCUUUUCGCUGUUACCAUUCAUGAUGGAGACAACGCCGAAUGCGGGCAUUAUUAUGAUCUUGUCAAGUCGCCGUUCAACCAGAAAUGGUAUCGAUAUGACGAUGCGAAUGUUGAAGUUCUCGCGAAACCGCCGGGAACUGAAAAACCUACAACUAUGACCGAUGGGAAAAGGAACAAGGAUAAAAUGAAACCGGCGGCAGAUCAGAAAGCUUGCUACGGAUUACUGUAUAGAAAAAAAGAAUCUGUUCAACCUGUUCCACGGCCGAAGUUUCCACCGGAAGAAUUGGUGGCGGAGUCGAGAAAACAGAUCGAAGAGUCAUUUGAAGGUCAAACGAAAAGGAAUAUGGAGAAGUGUGAGAAACGGUUGUACGAUGUUCAACGGAGAACCGAUAAACUGAAAAAUACGCUCAGCAAGCUUGAGACAUAUGAGUCGAAAUUCAAACAUCCCAAUGAGGUGGCUUUUAUUCCAACGUCGUUGCUCGUAAAUGUUCUUCAACAAGAGUACGAAGUGGCGAAAGGCGAAAAGAAGGAGCAACACAAUGGUGUGGAGGAAGAGGGGAAGGAGACAAAUGGGACUGUUGAGCACGAACAGUUGAACACUUCAAUUACUGAUGAAAGUAUUGUCGAAGCCCCGGCUGAAGCUGAAAAAUCUGCGAAUGAUAUGGAUCUUCUGGCUUUGGCGAUGACUUCUUCGGAACUUCCCACUCUUCCUGUUAAUGAGAAUCGAGCACGAACUAGAGCGCAAAACGGCAUUUCGAAAUCUGUUUUUGGUUAUAAAUCGAGCCCAAAGAAGCGACCAUUGUCGGCGAAACAGACAGUAUCGACGCGUGUGGCCAACAGACUCGAGUCGCAUGAAAUGAGCCUUUGUCUCCAUGGGAAAAUGUCUAUUGAGCCAAUUCUUUAUGGCGAUGUGAAGGCAGUGAGCAGAUCGCCGGCGAUCAUGUUUCUGCGAGAAUAUGACUUUAAAGUGAAAAUUGAGCGAGAUGAUGGCAAAAAAGAAUAUCCGCUUCCAGAAAAGGAUAAAGAGAUUUAUGUGCUGACAGCCGAGGACAUUUGUAUGGAAUGCGUUCGGGAAAUGAGAAGAGACGGAAUUUUCAAAGGCCGACUUGAUGAUGAUGAACGAAUGGUUAAAAAAAUAUUGAAAGAAGAAAAGAUUCGGUGUUCUGUUAAAGGAUUGAAAGCGAAGCCGGAAGAUCAUUUUUAUGUCGCGAAAAUUGCAUUGUCGAAUUUCAAGAAAAACGCGGAACUUGCGAGAGAACAUCGAUUACAGCAGACGCCAUCCAAUGGUGGAACCUUGUUUUACGAAAGUACCCUAUCGCAAAAAGAAGAUUCGACGUUUCUCUCAUUACCAUCUUACAAGCAAAUUCGCUGUAAAUCGCGUCGAUCUCUUCAUGAUGGUAGUGAGCCAAGUGCAAAAAUGGCGAAAAACGCCGAUGAGUCAUCUCAAAGUUUGAAUUCGACGUUAACCGAUGUUGAAGGAUUUCCAGAGCAGAUUCUUGAAGAAUAUGAUCCGAGUGGAAUUGUCGAAAGUCUCGUCGAAAAAGUUGCGCAGGCAAUUGAAAUGGAGGAAAACGAGAAUACGAGGUCAUCCGGAUCCACAUGUGGAAAUGAAUUAAGCUCAUGGACACGAUCGCCGACCAGCUCGUCUCCGGUUGAAUUCAAUUCUGAAUUGAGGUGCCCUCAUGGUGGUGUCAAUUUCAAUCAAUUUCGGCACUCCGUUUCACCGGAUGAAUGGUCCCGUCUACAGUAUUACUUUGACAGUUGCUUCGCCGUUCGUGUGACUGACGAAGUUUGCGAAACGUGUCGACAGGAUGAGGUUGAUGCUCAAACCGGAUCGGAAAACAUGAGGAUUCUGGUGCGAGAAAUGCGCAAACGAUUGACCGAUGUGCUAAAAAAGGUGGAAUCGAGACAAACGAAUUAUGAUAAAAUGAAUGAGACAAUCGAGUUUGGUGUUUGUAGCGCAUUCAUGGAUAAACUCAAAAAAUUGAGCACUCGGAAUGCGACAACUCCGCCGCCAAUUUGCCAAUCGUGCUUAUUUUGCGAACAUGCUGCUCCUUUUAAGGGGUUCUAUAACAAAAAUUACGAGCCGGACUCGUAUAUGGUUGGACUCACUAAGAACGAAUGGAACACGAUUGUGAAGGAGAUUGAAAGUCUCCAGAACGUCGAAAGCUCACCGGAAAUUCCGGAGCAACCGAAGACGAUUCGGAUCAAAAGCGGAGAAAUUGAAAACUUUUGCGAGGCGUGCAAUUCGAGUUAUUUGCAAUUUCGAGAGGAUCAGAAAUAUAUUUUUGACAAUGAGAAUGUUAUGGUUCGGCUCAUUUCGCCGGUCGAAGUUGAAGAAGAAGAACCACAACGAAGCUCAAAAUUGACAAGAAGGAAGAAAAAUGUGCAUGCUGUUAAGAUGUCGUCCAGCUCUCGUCUAAUGGAUUUGAAAGUCGCGCUUUAUCAGAAAUGUUGUCAAGCUCCGAACGAUCAAAUACUGUAUAGAACUGUUGGCGGUGAAGCUCUUGACGCGAAUUGCAAUUCAAAAACAUUAUUUGAACUUCGAAUAUCACCAAAUAAUAUUGAAAAUCCCCUUAUUCUUAUUGCGAAUCCUCAAGUAAUAUCACAAAACACAAACGAAGAAAGAAUGGAACAGCGAGCCCCUGAACGAGGAUUCGUCGAUACUGCUCUUGCUCACUAG
Messenger RNA from Caenorhabditis bovis, 3726 nucleotides. The record is from the annotation of a GenBank genome assembly. Lineage: Eukaryota; Metazoa; Nematoda; Chromadorea; Rhabditida; Rhabditidae.